This is a messenger RNA of Penaeus monodon (black tiger shrimp), 371 nucleotides long. RefSeq names its product protein O-linked-mannose beta-1,2-N-acetylglucosaminyltransferase 1-like. The transcript has 3 exons. Lineage: Eukaryota; Metazoa; Arthropoda; Malacostraca; Decapoda; Penaeidae. Gene Ontology annotation, molecular function: beta-1,3-galactosyl-O-glycosyl-glycoprotein beta-1,3-N-acetylglucosaminyltransferase activity. The coding region runs from base 27 to 353 and encodes 108 amino acids. Gene Ontology annotation, biological process: protein O-linked glycosylation via N-acetylgalactosamine. The record is from RefSeq and is a predicted model, not a curated record. Gene Ontology annotation, cellular component: Golgi membrane.
AUGGACCGGUCGUUAUCUUCAUUACCAUGGAAAGCAAUGAACAGCAUGGAACCUGGAGGAAGAUUGCCAGUUGCCUCGGGGUUUGGCAUUUGGACACUCGCUCGCAUCACAGAGGCCUCUUCCGUCUCUCGUACUAUGAAACAGAACUUUUUAUUAUAGGUUACCCCUUCAGUGACUAUAGUUACCUGAAGCCAUGGUGGAUACAUGUCAUGCAGGAAGCGGACGAGAAAGAAGAAAACCUAAUUAUGGAGAGGACUCUGGAUAAUCGCCUGUGGUUCCGGCGUCCCGAGCUGGAGCGGUUUUCACCCUUCCUUCUGCUGCAGCGGAGCACGCCGGAGCCUGCUGUGGGAUGAACUGACGACCCGAUCGUA